GAGAUUUUGAACAAACAAAAUGACCUCUCUACCAGGUUUAUCAUUGCAAGUGCAACUAAUAGCGCCGUUGACAGGGUGUUAACAGGGCUCUUAGAGCAUGGAUUUGAUGACUUUCUACGCGUGGGUUCUCUUGGCAAAAUUGCUAGCAAUAUUCUUCCCUAUUCUGUGCACGCAACCUCAAAAAACUGCAAGGAGGAAGAUGAUGCCGAAAAAGACUUAAAAGAGCUGUUGAAAGAUGCGGUUGGAAAGGAGAGAGCGAGGAUUGAAAACGAACUGAAAGCAAUAAAAGAUGGAAAACUAAAGCACCGCAAGACGAGGUUACAAAAAGUACGCGCUGUUGGGGUCACCUGCUGUUCUACAAUCAAUGAGGUUUUGCAUGGCAAUACGUUCAAGAUAUGUUUUCUGGAUGAAUGUUCGCAAAUAGUGGAGCCAUUGAGUUUGUUGCCUAUAUCCCAAUUUCGAUGUGAAAGACUUGUCGCUGUCGGUGAUCCACAGCAACUUCCUCCAGUUCUUUCACCAACUGAAACAAACAGUUUUGCGAAGUCUGCAGAUCUUUCAAGGACUCUCUUUGAAAGGUUAGCGGCUCUUGGACACCGUCCUGUACCCCUUCAGACGCAGUAUCGUUGUCAUCCAAGAUUAUCAAGAGUCCCCAAUCGUUUGUUUUACGAAGGACGACUUGUCGACGGGUGCAGUGAGAUGGAGCGAUCGGCUUUGCUUCUUAGUAUACCACCUUUGGUGUUCUGCGACACAUGCAAGGAAGGAAAAGAAAAGAAGGAUUUCUUGACAGGAAGCUAUUCAAAUCCUUAUGAAGCAGAGACGGUGUGUUCCUUUGUCAAACUUCUAAUUUCGAAGAUGAUUUCGGGGUCGCAAAUUGGAGUGAUCGCUCUGUACAAAUCACAGGAAAGUUUGAUACGUCAAAUGCUGUACCCCAAAGAUGCGUGUGUUGGUUUUGGAAGGAAGAAAGAAACCGCUCAUAGUGAAGUGGAAAAUGUUAAAGUGUCAACAGUUGACGCAUUUCAAGGCCUAGAGAAAGACGUGAUCAUCCUAUCUUGUUGCCGGACGGCUGGUUUGGGAUUUCUGGCAUCCAAGCAGAGACUAAAUGUUGCUCUUACUCGAGCUAGACAUCAUCUUCUCAUAAUUGGAAGUGCAUCCAACUUACAAAGAAAUUCUCUGUGGGAAGAGCUCCUUGAGCCCCUUCGAAGAAAUCCGAAUACGUUUAGGAGCUCCGAGGACAUGAAAAAGGCCUUGCUUGGGUGUUCAGAAGCAGGCUGUUCCAGCGAUGGCUCUAAGGACAGCAUUGAUAGCACCGCUGGUCUAGCAGUUUUAAAUCCCCCUCCAAGCAUCAGUUUUGAGCUUGACUCACUUUUUGAUGAAGACGAUGUCUCCCUUAAGAAAUUGCUGGAAGUUUUGGAUGACGUAAACUUCAGACCUCGGGAUUUCUGGCAAGGCUACAAACUCUAUUGCAUCGGCCACUAUUCGCAUUCUCAGAGCCACCAAGAUGAGUUUGCACAAACACUCAUGGCUGAUGUCAUACGCACAGUUCACGGUAUGAGCGAGCUUCAGUGGGGAGGCAAGUUUGACAAGUUCGUCCGGUCCACCUGGUCCACGAUGGAAGAGUAUAUCAAGCGGAGGCAUGGUGUUAACUGUGGAGACAUAAGGUUUCUCAUUCGAGAGUAUGACGAUUCCCAAGCUCUCGCAGCCAGCGAGCACGGCUCCUUCUUUUUUAAAAUGUGCGAGGACGAGACGCCAUUUCCUCGGGAGACCAACCCGGACGAACGAGAGAAACCACGACAAGACGAAACAAACAGCGUUAUUGACAGUCUCAUGGGCCAACUCUCGAGCAUGGAUGAGCGAUUGGCAAAGCUGGUUAAAUAGUAAACCAAUGAAGAAACCUCUCUUGCCAAGAACCCUAA
Molecule: messenger RNA, 1913 nt
Organism: Selaginella moellendorffii
Lineage: Eukaryota; Viridiplantae; Streptophyta; Lycopodiopsida; Selaginellales; Selaginellaceae
Exons: 18
Coding region: 697-1875 (392 amino acids)
Source: RefSeq, a predicted model, not a curated record